Messenger RNA from Perca fluviatilis (European perch), 4606 nucleotides. It is a transcript of the gene ralgapb, whose product is annotated as Ral GTPase activating protein non-catalytic subunit beta. The record is from RefSeq and is a predicted model, not a curated record. Gene Ontology annotation, molecular function: GTPase activator activity. The transcript is spliced from 34 exons. Lineage: Eukaryota; Metazoa; Chordata; Actinopteri; Perciformes; Percidae. Gene Ontology annotation, biological process: activation of GTPase activity; regulation of small GTPase mediated signal transduction. Bases 29 to 4480 code for a protein of 1483 amino acids.
UCACCUAGACUCACCUGUGCAGGUAAAUAUGGACCAAUCAGUGUGCAGUGGGCGGGGCCAUGUGAGCGUGCUCAGUUGCUUCCCGCCCUCUGUGGGCCGAGACGUUGCUGUUGCCGUGGUGAAGCCCCUACGAGCAGGCCUGAGAAACCCCGACACCCGCAGCUUGCUGCACACAGACAGCCAGGUGAAGUGGACGAUGGAGGUGUUGUGUUACGGCUUGACUCUCCCAUUGGACGGAGACACCGUGCAGCUCUGCGUAGAUGUCUACACUGAUUGGCUGAUGGCCCUGGUUUCCCCGAGAGACUCCUUCCCUCCACCAAUCAGCAGAGAGCCCAACCUGUACACCCAGAAGAUCCUGCGACACCUGGGCGGCCUCUUCCUGUCCAGGUCCGAGCAGGCGAGUCCCGUCUACCUGUCUCUCUGUCAACAGGUGUUGCUUGCAGUUCAGUUGUUGGCCAGAGAGAGCGCUGUGAUGAGUGGAGACACCUGGGAGACGCUGCUUCACUUCCUGCUGCGCAUCAACCACAACAUGCUGGCUCCACCCACAACCACAGAUGUGUUGGAGCAGCUGUCUCACCUGUCGAUGGCAGUACUGUUUGAGGUCUGGUUGCUGUCUUGCUCUCGGUGUUUCCCGUCUCACUCUCUGUGGCAGACGGCCAGACAGAUGUUGAGCAGCUGGAGACAUCAGCCGGCUGUGGUGGAGCAGUGGAGCCGAGUCAUGGUCGCCCUGACCUCCAGGUUGUUAGUGUUGAGCUUCGGUCCAUCCUUCCCUCACUUAAAAGUCCCAGAUGAAGAUGCUUCUCUGAUCCCGGCAGACAUGGACGACCAGCGAGUCCCCCAGACCUGGUUCAGGUUCCUGCACCUGCUCAGUAAUCUGGUGGACCUCAGUCGACCCGUGGCUGCUGGCUCAACUCCUUCCCUCCCCGAGGAGGCGAUGCGAGGAGGCGGCCGGCUGCCGAACAUCUUCUUCAGAGCCAUGAAAGGAGUCGGCACGAUGGUCGACGCCUUCCUGGGUGUGACUGUAGUCAACAAAGAAUCAACAGAGCAGCAGCUGCCAAGCACUGGAGUUACACCGAGGAUCCAUUUCAGAGACCGGCUGCCUUCUCUCGGUGUUGCUGUGGCCAGGAGCCCGUUUAAAGACCGACUCCCCCCCUACGGUAUUUCUCGACCUCGUUCUGGCAGCGCCCCACCCAUCCCGGUGAACAUACUGAGCGUGCCCAGUAACCCCCCCUCCACCACUUCAACUUUACACAACACACGACUGAAACCUGUCAAUGUUUCCAAGGCAACCAGCAAACCUCCCACGACAUCUUCCUCCCCCCAUCACUGGAAGUCUUCCACCCAUCCUCCCCCAUCCUCCCACCGACCCCCCCCGUCCCCCCUCAGGUGUAACGUGGACUCCCUACUCCACCUGUUCGGCGGAUGGCUGUUUGAUGCUGCUCUGAUCCACAGAGACUCUGCCGGUGAUGUCACUGUGAUGUCAGAGCGGUGGGCGGCCGGUCGAGCCGAGGCGUGUGGGAUGCUCUGCAGAAUCUUCUCCUGUAAGAAAACCGCAGAGGACAUCCUGUCCGUCUACCUGUCCAGGUUCUACCUGGUUCUGCUGAGGGGUGUCCAGGUGUCGGAGGAGGCGUGUCCUCCGGUACUGGCCUCCAUCCUAAUGAACUCCACCUGCCUGUUCUGCUGCGACCUGAGAGGAGUCAACUUGCUGUUCCCCUGCUUCCUGUUUGCUGUGGAGAGCGUGCUGCUCGACAGAGAGCUGUUAAGGUUUAAGAGUUUUGUGAGACCGGUGGAUUUACGGCGAGCGUCCAUCUUGGUCCUGCUGUCCCUGCUGCCCCUCCCCCUGCAGUUAGGAUCCGUCCAAUCAGAGGUGUUAUUGGACGGGAAGUUCAGUGGUGAUGAUGUCACAGCAGGUAACUUCCUGUCUCUGAAGCCCCGCCUCCGCAGCAUUCUGAUUGGAGCUCUGCAGACGGAGACUGACACCACCAACACUCAGAUUCUACUCGCGGCCAUGUUGAAUCUGAUUCAGGACUCAGCUCUGUUCGAGGCUGCAGGACAAACUCAGCAGCAAACUGAGUCCUGGCAAGAUGGAGCCAGUAGACCCAUAUCAACCGGGGAAACCAGUGGAACCAGUGGAACCAGUGGAACCAGAGGACCGAGUGGACACAGUGGAACCAGAGGACAGAGUGGACUCAGUGGACCCAGUGGAACCAGUGGAACCAGAGGACCGAGUGGACACAGUGGAACCAGAGGACAGAGUGGACUCAGUGGACCCAGUGGAACCAGUGGAACCAGAGGACACAGUGGACACAGUGUAACCAGAGGACCAAUUGGACCCAGUGGAACCAGAGGACACAGUGGACCCAGUGGAACCAGAGGAACCAGUGGAGCUAGUGGAACCAGUGGAACCAGUGGAACCGGCAUCCGGUCAGCAGAGAUCCUGUGGGUUCAGCUUGUCCGUCUGCUGACUCAGCGUCUGAUGGCUCAGUGGAGGAAUGACUCUGCAGUUUGUCUGUCUGCAUUGGAAGUACUGGGAGGACUGGCAAAGGUGGAGGUGAGUGUGGAGGAGAGCGAGAGCAGGCGAGCUCUCUCUUCAGUCUGUAGUUACAUCGUGUUUCUGUGCAGUCGUCCUCCUCCUCUCCACUCCAGAGAUCUGCACUCCAUCAUCGUCGCUGCUUUCUACUGUCUCAACGUCUGGCUAACACAGCAUCCUGCCGUGCUCGACCACCAGGAGUGUCUGUUGGAGGUUCUGGAGAUAGUGGAGUUGGGCAUUUCAGGCAGUAAGUCUGGAAAGGAACAGGAAGUGAGAUGUAAAGAGGAGAAAGAACUAAACCCCUCCUCUCUAAGGGUGAAGGAGGCCGCGGAAGCUACGCUGAACUGUGUGAUGCAGGUUUCGGGGGCCUUUCCGUUGCUUGGCGACCAGCUGGAUGAGGACGCUCUAAUUGGCUGCUCCACUCUGAGUGACGCCAGUGUGAAGAAGUUCCGAUAUUUUGUGGUGGGCAGCUCAGUAAUCCUCGCCAUGCUGGAACGACCACCAGGGCCAGGAGAACCCAGAGAACCCCGAGAACCUGGAGAACCGGGGCCCGAACCGGGAGAAGCGGCGAAGUGUCCAUCGCUCACCGUGUUGAUCCGAGGAGCGUCAGGACGCCACAGUUGGACGCUACAGCACCAGCUGCAGCCCCGAGACGGAAGGACAGCCACACAGCAAACUCCGAUCCCAGAGCAGCGUAGAGUCGCCCAGGAGGAUUCUGGGAUACGAUGUGGUGUCAAACAUCAGCUGUUUCCUGCCAACAUGGACAGAGUUUCUCUAGUAAAAGCUGAUCUAAGUAUUCCACUCCUGGACGACAUCGUCACUGACAAGGUGCAGCAGCAGCUGCAGCGUCUGCAGGCGGCGUUGAAGACGCAGCGGCUGGUCGAGGCCCAGCCGCAGGUCAGCGGACGCUCGGUUGUCAUGACGAUCUGCAGGCCGCCUCCUCCAAUCAGCAGCUUCCAGACAGCGAGACUCUUCCUGUCCCACCUGGGCCUCCUCACUCCGGAGACACUGAAAAGUUCCGGCAGUGUCCCGCCUCAGCUGCUGUCUCUGGACUCGUCUCUUCCUGGUUUCUCCGACGAUCUGAAAAGAUUGGACGAGCUGCAGUCCAGAAACUGUGACUCUGCCUCCAUCUUCUACAUGAGAGCAGGACAGAGGACAGCUGCUGAGAUCCUGAGGAACGUGGAGUCUAGCUGUAGUGUCCCGUCUUACUUCCUGGACUUCCUGUCGUCUCUCGGUUGGCCGGUAGAGGCGGGGCAACGCCAGAGGGGCGGAGUCAGCAUCAACAGUUCAGAAUUCCCUGCUGUGCUGGGUGACAGUGGAGGUGGCGUGUUUGAUGGAGAGCGGUUUGUCCUGAUGUAUGCCGACGCUCUGACAGAGAUCACCUUCAUCGUCCCUUCGUCAUCACACACAGCUGAUUGGUCGAAGAGUCCAGAGGAGGCGGAGCCUCUGACCAGCCAGCAGUGUAAUACUGAGCUCAGCCAAGACUCUGCCCCCCCACCCACAAGGUCUCCAGUUGAAGACAUGAAGUCUUUUCGUGACUCUGAAUCUAAACUCCUGAUUGUCUGGGUCGAACGCUUCGAGGAUAUCGAGAGUUUCCCUCAGACUGAGCUGCUAUCAGAGACCCAAACUCACGCCAGCGCGUCAAACGUCCAGCUCAUCUUCAUCCAUCCUCUGAAAACAGGACUUUACCGGAUCUGUUUCCGUGGAAACGGCACUAGCAAGUUCAGUCUGGUUGUCCCAUUGGUCAACGGGAGUGUGGUCAGCAAACGCUCUCUCGGUUUCCUGGUCAGAGAGACGGUGAUCAACUGUUGCCAUCGGCGACGGCUAGAGAGUGACUCCACCCUACCGUCCCACGUCAGAAGGAAGCAGAUGAUCAAUGACAUCAUCCUUCGCUACCACAGCCGCUGCUCUGAACCCGCCUUUUACACCGCCCUCUUCCAGGACCCCUGAACCCCGAACUUUAGUCUCUGUUCCAGGACCCCUGAACCCCAAACUUUAGUCUCUGUUCCAGGACCCCUGAACCCCAACUUUAGUCUCUGUUCCAGGACCCCUGAACCCUAAACUUUAGUCUCUGUU